Homalodisca vitripennis (glassy-winged sharpshooter) is the source of this 723-nucleotide messenger RNA. RefSeq lists its product as uncharacterized. The coding region runs from base 1 to 666 and encodes 221 amino acids. The transcript is spliced from 3 exons. Lineage: Eukaryota; Metazoa; Arthropoda; Insecta; Hemiptera; Cicadellidae. The record is from RefSeq and is a predicted model, not a curated record.
AUGAGUAGCCUUCAGCAACGGGUGAUCGAGAUUCUGAUGGACAGGUACAGAUGUUGGAGACAAAAGCCUCCUCCCUCUGUGGUCUCUAAUCUCCGGAACCGUUACCUAGAUCGUGGAGAGCCUGGGAUAGGGUACCGGAAAAACCACACCUAUAGGCACACCUCCAGAGAUAUAAGAUACACCGAGGUGGCCAGCCCUUUGAUACAGGCCACGACUAUAGUGAUCAAUUUCUUGCAAGUGAUACACAGUCAGAUAUUAAAAUUGUCCUUUUUUGCAGAGGGGAGGACGUUUGGCGUGGGAAAGCGUAGGAUCAUGAUGGCUCUUCUGCCCAUCAUGUACAAGUUGGGGGUGAUCACAACCCUUCUGGUGGCACUCACAGUACUCACCCUCAAGGGUCUCACUAUCGGCGUAAUUCUGCUCAUGUUGUCCUUUGGUGGCAUCGUCUCCAAGCUGAAGGGCUCCCACCACGCCGAAGGAUACAAGAAGGACGUUCACAUCCACGUCCAUCCGAGUUAUGGUGGGAAGGACCACUACCUCCAUGGUGGCUACUCCACGUGGCACAGGGAUGGAGAUGGUUAUCCAGAAGAGUUAUCCAGGACAGAGCCAGAGUCCAGCUCGUCCACCCCACCUCCCUGGAGUUACCUACCACCCUUCAUGAGUUACUGAACUGAUAGAUGUAUAUAACCUGUACAGUAUUUAUCUUACUAAAAUACCUCAUCAUAA